AUGGCAGAGUUGAAGCCGGAGCCAGCGCAUAGUAGUCUUUGGUCGAACUAUGGCGGUCCGGUGUCCUUGUCAGCUCGAUUCCCUAAUACCAUGGAGUCGAAUCUUUCGCACCCGUCGACGACAUCUUCGCAACAUCCGGGCCGGCCCCGAAGCAGCCACCCGACUAUCGAUCACCCUUACCCGUACCCUAGAUACCCGCAGGAGGAGUCGGAUGGAUUUGACAGAUACCCGCAACCGUCUCUAACACAACAUCACAGCUUCCCUAACCUAAAGAGGCCUCACCAACCUGGUGAGCACCCGCCGUACCAGGAGAUUGUGCAGGACUUGAGAGACGACGGGUCGAAGCUCACUGUGAACCAUGAUCAUAAGUUGCUUUCUUUCCGGAGAGUCCAGGACAAACACACCAUCGUCGACCAGCAUGGGCGAAUGCAGCAGCUUGAGCUUACUGCGCAGCUCCACGGCAUGUUCUUUCUCUCGGAAAUGCCUUCAAGUACGAGCGACGGCGCGAUUCUGCAACCUGAGCUAACAUGCUAUCGGAGAAACCUGUUUCAGAUCAGUGGUUCGCUCAUCACACCGCGAGGCCAGCUCUCAGUGAUUCUCCCCGAGACGGGCGAAACAGUCCCCGUGAACAACACCGAAGUCACCAUCUCCGCUAUCGAGUCCGUCGAUGGUCAUCCCGUGAGGCUAAUCGUCAUUCCCUGGAAGACACCACCGCCGAAUUCUCCGGAACUACCCCAGACCCCGGACCAGGAACCUCCAUCGUUACCACUAAUCCCAUUCCCGGAUGAUGGACAGGAAGCGGAGGGCGAAUAUGCUGUAUAUCCUAUCGGGUGGCGGCGGCUGCAAUUCAGAAUAGCAACGGCAAAUAAUGGAAGGCGGAAAGAACUUCAGCAACAUUUUGUGCUACACCUAAAGGUAGUAGGGACAUUAGCAAACGGGUCGAAGGUGGUUCUAACAGAAUCUACAACGGCACCGAUCGUAGUUCGGGGGCGAAGUCCGCGAAACUUUCAGGCUCGAAAGGAAAUCCCUCUCCUGGGAUCUAGUGCCGGCUCGCGGGGGCAAGCAUUGGUUGAAACAGGACUAGGCAUUGUUGCAGGUCCCUUGACUGUAAAGCCUCAGGACCCGAAAUUGCGUGGCUUGAAUCUGGAAUUACCGCGGACGGCGUUUACUUUCAACGCAUCAAAGCUCCCUGGGAGCCCGAUGACGAUGAGGUCCAAUUCGUACCCCAGUUGGAAUCCUCCUAGCCAGUUGCCCAUGUCCGGAAUGCCGACUUCGGCUACUGCCAGCUACCCGCCAGCGAGUAUACCUGCCGAUUCGUACCAGAAAAUGCCACUCUCAGGAUCAUCGAAUUUCACACAGGAGCCACAAGAGAUGCCCAUGCAGACGUCGAUGCCGUCGAUGCAACUUUCCCUAGCCGCAACGGAGCAGCAGCCGCCAGCAAUCCGGACGCAAUACGCCUACGUACAGGGAACCUCGGCUCCGCCUCAGCUCUCAGUAACAACAACGUCGAUGGGCAGCAGCUCAGAUCACAGCAAUCUCAACGUACCGCGGUACAUCGACUCGAACCCGAGGCCAACUAAGAGCCCGCGUCACGGUAGCCACCAGUCCGUACCCAGCACCAGCUCUAUAAGCAAUAGCAAUGACACAUCUGAGUACCGGUACGGGCCUUCAGGGUAUGUACCCGUGAACAGCAGCUCCAGCGAGCUCAACUCGGCAUCUACAUACAACGCUGACAGCACGAGCAGUGGACAAACCGGGCCUGCCUCCAGUGCUCCUUCAUCGGCAGGUGGUCACUCUCACCAUCAACAACCUCAAUCGCAACAGCCGCCACCUCGCGAUUAUUAUCCACCUACGACAUCAUGGACAACGACUGCAGGCGAACCCAGCAGCUCCACUGCCCACUCAUACCACAAUAGCGCCGCGACGGGCAACGAAAGCAGUAGACCGUACGCAUUUCCGAGCAAAAGCGAUCACCCACCGGCGCCUGGGAGCUAUGCCUCAACUUUAAACCAUUAUUCAUGGAGCCCGACGUGA
Molecule: messenger RNA, 2034 nt
Organism: Daldinia decipiens
Lineage: Eukaryota; Fungi; Ascomycota; Sordariomycetes; Xylariales; Hypoxylaceae
Product: p53-like transcription factor
Exons: 3
Coding region: 1-2034 (677 amino acids)
Biological process (GO): positive regulation of transcription by RNA polymerase II; meiotic cell cycle
Cellular component (GO): nuclear chromosome
Molecular function (GO): DNA-binding transcription factor activity; DNA binding
Source: RefSeq, a predicted model, not a curated record